Cooperia oncophora is the source of this 1068-nucleotide messenger RNA. NCBI's taxonomy places the organism in Eukaryota, Metazoa, Nematoda, Chromadorea, Rhabditida, Trichostrongylidae. The record is from the annotation of a GenBank genome assembly.
AUGACUACGGAGGCGAUCACCUUCAAUCAUAUUCUUGGACAGGGACGUGUCAACCAACUCGGUGGAGUGUUCAUCAACGGCCGUCCGCUGCCUCAAGCUGUACGGGUUCAGAUCAUCGAAAUGGCUUCAAAAGGAGUAAAACCAUGCCACAUCAGUCGUCAACUUCGAGUUUCCCAUGGAGCCGUGUCCAAAAUUCUCAAUCGAUAUGCGGAAACAGGUUCAAUAUCACCCGGACAGAUUGGCGGCAAUCCUCGCACAAAGAUCUCGUUACAGUCGAUUGAGAAGCAGCUCAUGGUCACCUAUGAGGAGAAUCCAAAUCUCUGUGCGGCUGAACUGCGACAGCUGCUCAUCGAACAAGAAGUAUGUUCGAGAGCAACGGCACCAACAGUCGCCUCGAUCAACCGAUUCAUUCGGGGCAAAGGCUGGCAUCGUGAGAAAAAGCCCGAGAAAAAGCGCCUCAGCCACAGUAUCGACAGUAUUCUCGGCAUUUCAAUGGAUUCUGACAGCAAGUGCUCCUCAUCGGACGAUGAUUCCCUCUCACCAUCGGAAUCUCGCCGAAAUCGUACCUCAUUCACUGCUGAGCAAUUGGAGACGUUGGAGAAUGCGUUCAAGACGAAUACCUACCCGGACGCUGUCGAGAGGGAACAGAUCGCGAGGCAGACUGGCUUGACCGAGGAAAAGAUUAUGGUGAAUUCUGACAGCAAGUGCUCCUCAUCGGACGAUGAUUCCCUCUCACCAUCGGAAUCUCGCCGAAAUCGUACCUCAUUCACUGCUGAGCAAUUGGAGACGUUGGAGAAUGCGUUCAAGACGAAUACCUACCCGGACGCUGUCGAGAGGGAACAGAUCGCGAGGCAGACUGGCUUGACCGAGGAAAAGAUUAUGACGUGGUUUUCCAAUCGCCGAGCUCGCUGCAGAAAGCACCUUCCCAUGUAUCCGAGCAUUUUUCCUGCUAUCAUUCCUUCGACGCAACCUACGCAACCGCUGUUCCCGAUGCCGCCGUCGUUGCCACUCUUCAUGUCCACUGCUCCACUGCUCUUUCCGACUUUUCCAUCAGCAGAAUUGUCAUAG